CUGGCUGUGAAUACGGAACUGGAGGUGAGUGUUCUACGCAAUGAAGCGGUUUUAAUCCUCCUCCUUAGGUCUUUCUAGCCGCCAUCCUUUGGCUGAACUACAAGUGGCCGCAGCGCAAGCACUUGGCCUUGAAUAUGAUGCAGCCCAUACGCUUCGACCUGAUGCCCUUUAUGUUCCUGUUCACGGUGGUCAGGGGCUUGGAGGAUGGUCCGCCGGUUAUGCGUAUGCUGGUCAAUGCUCCGGCAUUCCGGAAGCGGGCACUCAGCAUCCUGAAUGAUAUCAAGGGAUCGAGGACCAGGUAUCAGGGACGGUACGGGGAUAAUGCCCGCACCUGGAUCUACGACCGAAGGGCGCCCCAUCAUCACGGCUCCAAGUGCCGGCAGAUGCAGUUCCUCAACUGGGACUCCUUUGUGCGUUAUCUCACAUGGCUGCAGUCCGCCGGUUCGAAGCACUGGCUCUCCCUACGCACCAUCGACGAUCCCGAAGUUAAGUGCUGUCCCAUCGAGCGUCGCCGCUAAUUUAUGAUAUAAAUUAAAAAUUCCAGUGACUAGUGUCUCGUAAUAAAGGCCUAAAGCUAAUUUCAUUUUGAUAGUAA
This is a messenger RNA of Drosophila takahashii, 595 nucleotides long. The record is from RefSeq and is a predicted model, not a curated record. Lineage: Eukaryota; Metazoa; Arthropoda; Insecta; Diptera; Drosophilidae.